Molecule: messenger RNA, 1675 nt
Organism: Hydra vulgaris (swiftwater hydra)
Lineage: Eukaryota; Metazoa; Cnidaria; Hydrozoa; Anthoathecata; Hydridae
Product: citramalyl-CoA lyase, mitochondrial
Biological process (GO): regulation of cobalamin catabolic process
Molecular function (GO): (S)-citramalyl-CoA lyase activity
Source: RefSeq, a predicted model, not a curated record
UCUAUGAUGAAUCUGAUUUCUUUACUGUUAUAGUAAAGAAAUUAGAUUCAACAUCGGCUGUCUGUUCUAAGCGAUCAAAAAGAGAAGACUUUAGUAAAAAGUUUAGUCAUCAGCAAAAAGAGCUACUUUUGAUGUUAGUUUGUCGGGAAGAUUAUUAGUAUAGAUAAGAAACAAAACAGGACCAAGGAUAGAACCUUGAGGUACCCCAAAAGUUACUGGAAAUGAAGAAGAGUGUUGGCUUAAAUAAAGAAGAAUGACUUGAAUAAAGUGGUUAAAAAAAAUGAUUUUAUAAUCUCAAAAAUUUUACCAGAUACACUAUAUAAACCAAAUUUUGAAAAAAAGUGGACCAGUACUAUCUUGGUUAUCAUAUAGCUAAAACUAAUUAAGAUUUCUUAAUUAUCAUAUUACUUGCAUGGCUCUUAAGAUUUUGUUUUAUGCAGUUGAAUUAGUAUUACUUACUCUGUAGUAAGCGAAGUGCAUUUUUAUAUGCAACACAUAGAUGGUGGAAUGAGUCUUUCAAAGGAAGUACUAUAACUGGCAUUCAUAAAUUGAACUGCAAAAGAUGCAAAACUGUGCUAAACUCUUUAAGAACUGCAUCAAAAAUAUAAAAGAUGUGGUAGGAAAGCAGCCAGUUUCUUUUGUUAGGGGAUAUUCUCCAAAACGAUCACUUUUAUAUGUACCUGGUGACUCAAAAAAAAAGAUAGCCAAAGCGUCAACAUUACCCGCUGACAUUGUAGUUUUAGAUUGUGAAGAUGCAGUUGCUUUUUCAAAGAAGAAUGAUUGUCGCCUUACUAUCUAUGAAAGUCUAAAGUCAAUUGAUUUCCAAAAUCAAGUUGGAGUGCGAAUCAAUUCAUUGGAUACAGAGUUUGCAAAAGAUGAUUUAGAAUGUGUAUUAAGUUCGAAUCGUUUGCCAGAUAGUUUAAUGGUUCCUAAAAUAGAAUCAGUUGGUCAACUUAAAUGGUUCAAAAAUGAAUCAAGUAAGCAUUUAUUAUCAUCAGGCCACUCCUCGCAUAAACUUUCAAUUAUUGGUCAAGUUGAAACAGCAAAGGGUAUGCUCAAUCUUCGUUCCAUUCUUGAUGAAGCAACAAAAGAACAUUCUAACAUUUGUUUUGAAGCAUUUGUUUUUGGAUCAGAUGACUAUCUAGCCAGUAUAGGUGCUGUUCGAACAAUAAAUGCAUCUGAACUCUUGUUUGCAAGACAAUAUUUCAUAAUGCAUGUGAAAGGAUAUAAUUUGCAAGCAAUUGAUAUGGUCGACAUUAAUUUCAAUGAUUUAGAAAAUUUGAAAAAGCAAAGCGAAGAAGGUGCAAAAAUGGGUUUUACAGGUAAGCAAGUUAUCCAUCCAUCUCAAAUCAAUAUUGUUAACCAAUGCUUUUCACCAAGCAGUGAGCAAAUUGAAACAGCAAAGGAACUUAUAAAUGCUUUCAAUGAACAGCAAAAAACUGGACAAGGUGUGUUCACUUUUCGAGGUUUAAUGAUUGACAUGCCAUCAGUGAAGCAAGCUCAAAAUAUAAUAGCAUUAUCAAAGAAGUUGACAUGAUAAAUUAAAAAAGAGAGCAGUUAUCACGAUUAUAACAAACAAAAGCGAACUAAAUUUAUAUCUCAAACUUUUUAUAUUUAAAAUUUUAUUGUACAUAAUAUUUAUUAAAAGUAAAUUCGUUAACAGUUUUCGUACGUA